AUGAGUAUGAAUGUAUUAUAUCAUUAUUCAAUAUUUGCCAACAAUGUAAAUAUAAUAAUAUUCUGUAAAUGUUUAUUAAAUAAAUUUAUUAGUUUUUUAUUUAAUAAUGUAGAGAUUGGUAAUUAUUAUAAAAAAAACUUUUAUCAAAAUUAAUAUUUUAACAAGGAAAAUAAUGGCAUUUAUAAAGAGUACUUUCAUACUACAAUCUAUAUUUAAUUUUUAAUAGUACCUUAUUAAUAAUGAUAGAAAUAAAGCACUAAAAAGUUUAAUAUAACAAGUAAUCAGAUAAAGAUACAAUAAUUGUAAAAGUAAAAUAUAAAACAUUUGUUAAUUUAAAAUUAUUCAGGGUAUAAGCUCGUGAUAUUUUUUUUUAUAUUGAUUUAAAUGGCAUUGUACAACAAAAUUCUGACAAAUAAAUUAAAACUGUAAAAAUAAUAUGAAUUUUACGUUACACAUACAUAAAUAUACUUUUUUCUUUCAUAAUUUGACAAAUACUUUAUUCACCAUCUACAAUUUAAAUUUAUUGAAUAUAAUAAUGUUCUUUAAAACAUUUAAAAUAAAUACAUUGAAAAUAAUUCUAAACAUUUUACUUAAAUUAUUAUUUUAGUUUGUUAGCAUCUACUUUUAUUUUAACUAACAGCUGCUGUAUAUUUUCCUUCUUUUAACAAUUCUUCAUUAUUCUUCACUUGCAUUUCUCGUAAUGCUGGUCGAACAUAUUUAAAAUAAAUAUAUCCUUUAUAUACUAAAGCUGCUCCAGAAACUACUGUAAGACCCAUUAAUACCAUUACACACCCUCUAUGAAGUUUAUCUAAAAUAUAACUUCGUUUGGCAUAUUUUGGAAUCAUUAUUAAUUGUAUCGCAACAAUCUUUAAAAUAUAUAAAUCUGGAACAUAUAUAUUUAUUUCUACAAAUCACAUAACUGAAAAACGUAAUAAAAUUUAUUCAAUUUAUAAUUUUUAUAUAUUAAUUACAUAAUUUAUUAUAAGUACCUGUGUUAAAAACAGUAUAAGUGAAAAUAAAUACAAGAGCACGCAGGAUUACAAAGCUUUGAUUUCUAUUGUUUUCCAAAAUAUUAAGCGUUUUAUAUUUGAGGUUAGGUGUCCGCACGUUCUGUUCAAGCAAAUACAGAAAACUAUAUUUGAUAUGACACGAUGUUGAGAAGAAGAAUAAAUUUAUAAAUAUAGAAUUUUGAAUUUAUAAAUAUCUAUAAAUAUAUAAAUAUAGAAUUUUCAAUCUAUAAAUGUUUAUAAAUAUAUAAAUAUAGAAUUUUUAAUCUAUAAAUAUCUAUAAAUAUAUAAAUACAGAAUUUUCAAUCUAUAAAUAUCUAUAAAUAUAAAAAUAUAGAAUUUUCAAAAACAAGUAUUAAUGAACUUGAUAUGUUUCUAAUAACACUUUAUAUUUUAUAUUGUUCAAAUAAACAUAUAAAACCAUAUUUUUAAAGUUAUCUAAUUCUUACACAACUUACAAUACAGAUUUAUAUUUAUACAAACAAUAUUAUAUAAUUAUUUAUUACAUGUUUUUAUAUCUUAGAGUACGUAAAAUAGUUUUAACAACAUUAUUUUUUUAAUAAAAUAGCAAAAAUAAGGUUCAUUGUUAAUUUUUUAGAAAUUCAUUAUACAUUGUUGAAUCUACAUCCAAAACUAUCUCGUCCAAUGAAGGCCCUUGUUGUGAUACUGGUAAUUCUAAAAUAAAAAUGAUCUCUAUUACACUUUAAAAUUAAAUUAAUUUUGUACUCUUAAAAUAUAUUAAGACAUACUUGAUAUAGAUCCUGUUGCUUUAUAUUCUUUAAGUUCUUCUUUAAAAACUUCAUCAAAUGUUUCUCGUCUUUCUUUCAUCAUUUUCUGUUGUUUAAAUUCAUAUUUUGAUACCCUUUCAGUAUGCUCGUCAGCCAAUUUUGCUAAAAUUCACAUUUUUGUGUUACUGUGAUUAAUACAUUUCAAAUACUGUACAAUACUAUACCUUUAAUAACAUUUAAUUCUGCAAGUUUUUUCUCUUUAUAUAAAGCUAAUUGAAAUCUGUGAUCCAAUUGUCUAUUUUGCAAAUCCAACAUCUCAUUUAAAUCCUCCAAUCGAUAUAUUGCACCUUCUACCUCCUCAAACAUUUCUUGUAAUGUUCCUUUAGUAACACAAAAUAUUAAAAGUUUGUUUUUUAUACUCAUGUUUUUAUUAAAAAUAUAUUUAAAAUAGUACCUAUUUGAUCCAUAA
Molecule: messenger RNA, 2204 nt
Organism: Heterotrigona itama
Lineage: Eukaryota; Metazoa; Arthropoda; Insecta; Hymenoptera; Apidae
Source: the annotation of a GenBank genome assembly